GAAAAACAUUUUCUGUAGCCUUUCUUUCCUACCUGCCACAAACAUGCCUUGGUGCUGCUAUUUUAGCCUGGGUCACCUGUUGACCUGACAGGCAAGUGUCAGGGGAGAGCGCACAUGUCAGCUGCAGGUGGAAACUCUCAGCAGGGAGCGAUGCUGUGGCGCUGGCUGGCACAGUUGGAGCCCAGGAUAACACAGCACUGAGGGACUGCAGAUGUAGCUGGUGUCUGAGGGGGUUACCUGAGGUUUCAUGAGGUUGUGUGUGACACAGUUAAGCAGUUAACUUGGGCAGAAGUCUGGAGGUUUCCCAACCCUCUGAAGAUGUACGGCCUGUAUUUGGAAGCAGUGAACGAUUACAUUAAUGAAUCCUAUGGAGAGGAUGUGUGGAGACUGAUCGAGAACCGAGCAGAGAUACCCCACCUCAAGUUUGUCAGACAUCAGAUGUACAAUGACAACCUGAUCCUUCGAUUGGCAAAGGCAGCAGGCGAAGUUCUGGGAAAGACCCACGAUGAGCUGAUGUACGCCUUCGGGGUCUAUAUGGUGAAGAGGAUUGGAAACUAUGGAUAUGAGCGGAUCCUGAAGGUGUUGGGACGAAAUGUGCGCGACUUCAUCAACGAGCUGGACAACCUGCACGAGUACUUUCGCUUUUCCUUCCCCAAGGUGCAGCCACCAAGUUUCUGUGUGGAGGAGGAGUGUGAGACGAGCCUCACGCUGCACUACCGCAGCACCCGCAAGGGAUUCACCCAGUUUGUCAAAGGGCAGCUGUCUCAAGUGGGACGACAAUUCUACAACACAGAUAUCGAAGUGGAAAUCCUGUCUAAAGAGGAAACUGAGAAAAUGACGUAUGUGGUUUAUAAGAUGAACUUUGACAACGCAGCUUUCAAGCACCGCAUGCCCCAGCAGAAGACGGCACCGAGCUACGAGAAGCUGCCGAUGAAGCGAGGUAUCUUUUUUGACAUGUUCCCCUUCAGUGUCAUCUUCCGCCGUGACAUGACCAUGUACCGCAUUGGCGAUGGCCUCAAGGAGGUCUUCUCCGACCUCCAGGGCAAGAAGGUCAAUGAAGAGUUCACUCUGGUCAGACCCAUGCUGGAGUUCAGCUGGGAUAAUAUCUACACCCAUCUGAACAAUGUGUUUGAGCUGUUGUCUAAAGCGGUGGUGGAGAGCAAGCAGAAGGUCAACAUCCCCAAACUGAGCAAAGAGGAGCCAGAGGAGAAGGAGGAAAGUGAGAAAGCAAAGAGGGAAGAAGAAAGAGAGCCAAAGGCAGUGGAGGAGAUGAAGGGCACAGACCAAGAGUACAGCAGCGCUCUCACCCAGUACAACAGCUCUGCCAACUCAGGAGGCGAAGAUAUCGAACUGCUGGCAUUCCAGACAGUCACUGGAAAGUGUAGUGAGACCAUUUUCGAGGACAUGCGGGAGCCUCCUAAGAAGCCUCUCCAUCUGAAGGGCCAGAUGAAGUAUGUCCCCCAGUGGGACUCCCUCAUCUUCCUGGGGACACCCAUUAUAGAGACAGUGGAGGACAUGAUAAAGAUGGGUGUAUAUGUGAAUGAUUUGAACCUGCACGACUCCAGCAGAGAACUGAUUUUGGCCGGGACGCAGCAAUCAGCUGAGCUGCAGCUGGCCCUCGAUCAGGAGCAACAAAAAUAUGCUCAGCUGCAGGAAAUCAUCAAGAAGCUGGACGAAGAGAAGAAGAGGGGAGAUUCUUUGCUGUACGCCAUGAUCCCUAAAGCUGUGGCCGACCGCCUCAGGAAGGGGAUCACUGCACUGGAGACGUGCCAGGUCUUCCCAGAUGUGACCAUCCUGUUUAGCGAUGUGGUCAAAUUUAAUGAGAUCUGCAUCCACAUCACACCAAUGCAGGUGGUGGACAUGCUCAAUGAGAUCUACAUUGUCUUUGACACACUCAGCGAGAAGCACAACGUCUACAAGGUGGAGACGAUCCGUGAUGCCUACAUGGUGGUGGCAGGCGUGCCCAACAAGACCACCUUUCACGCACAUCACAUCUGUGACAUGGCUCUGGACAUGCUGAGCUCCAUCGACCACCUUAAAGACCCCUCCACCGGGGAUAACAUCCAGAUCAGAGUCGGUAUUCACUCGGGUAUGGUGGUGGCUGGCGUUGUUGGUCUGAAGAUGCCUCGCUACUGUCUGUUUGGCGACACUGUGAACACAGCCUCGAGGAUGGAGAGCAAUGGAGUGGGCAUGCAGAUACACAUCAGCCAGACAACCAAAGACCACCUGGAACAUGAGCCCUACAUCAUCGAGGAGAGGGGCAAAAUCUUUGUAAAGGGUAAAGGCUACAUGAAGACCUACUGGCUGAAAGGAAAGAAAGAUCUAUCGUUCAAGACCCCGGCAGAGCUACGCUACAGCAGUGAACAGAAAGACUCUGAGGACAAGAGCUCUAAUGGUUCCACAAGCACCAAUGCCAAGCGCAUGGCUUCCAACCUCCACAUCACCAGCAGUGAGGAGCAAGCAGAAGGGAAGCCAAGCCCCAGUGACCUCCCCCUGGACACCCUGCCCCCACCAGAGGCAGCUAACGAGCCCCCCUCCAUUUCAACUGAGCCUCAGGAGAAGGAGAAAGCCAAAAAGACUAAGAACAACAAGGGGGCCAAGUUGGAUGUGCCUCAGGGAAACGCAAUGCCAGAGUCUUCGCCGCCCACCGACGGGCUGGAGAACCCAGGUCCUUUCCUCAACAACAAGAGAAACAGCUUCAGGCAGCAGUACGCCAAGCUGCCCGCCAACCUGCCCAUGCGCAGUGCCGCCUGCUCCAUUCUGUGAGAGGAAGGUCAUAGUGUACGAAUACAAGACAACGCCAACAUGUGAGGAGGGUGUCAAGUUUAAUCAGGGGCAAGACAAAGCAGGUGUACUUUUUUCCCACUGCAGUUCACUUGUAUUACAGUUCAGUUUGUGCAACAUUUAUGGCUGCAAAUGCUUGAUAAUUGAUUCAAAUGGAGAAAACCUGCACGUUGUCCCUUUGUUUCAUUGAUUUCCUGCAUCAAAGCAUUUGUCUGACAUAGAAAGUGAAAAAGUACCGGUUUUUAAGAUGAGUUAUAUCCACCAUGGUUUCACAACAGGCCUCCCUAAUGUUAAAAAAGAAAAAGAGAAGUGCAACAUCCUCCACACACAAACAGCACAUUCACAGAGAAACCGAGAACUUCAAAUUUGUACUACAGAUAAUGACAGCCAUGACAAUGAGUUUAUUUCAGAUUUUCUUUAUGCUAUUUGCUGUAUUAUUUUACAGCUCAAUAAGCAAUCCAUGAAGCCACUGCUAUUAUUGCUACAGAAAUUAUGUUCAAAUGUAUAAUGACAACAAAUUACAGGAUGCUUUGGAAAAUUAAAGUAAGCCAUUUUGUGACAGGGCUUACACGGUAUCUGACUGAGGCAGAAGCCUCCACAUGAACAGAGAGAAACAAAUUCUAUGGAUGCUUCAUUUAAUUCACUGAGAGUAGACAUCAUCAGAGGUUGUAUUUUAUUUUGUUUAAACUAGGCGUAUGGUAAUUCAGUAGGCAUUUGGCUAGACCUUCACAACACUGUCUUAAAGAGUUCUGGUUCUACUUGCUGUAUGUGACUGCAUUUGUUUCACUGUAUGAUAGUGUUUAUUUAUAUAAAACUGUAUGUACAGCCA
Lates calcarifer (barramundi perch) is the source of this 3613-nucleotide messenger RNA. Its product is annotated as soluble guanylate cyclase 88E. Gene Ontology annotation, biological process: response to oxygen levels; nitric oxide-cGMP-mediated signaling; cGMP biosynthetic process. NCBI's taxonomy places the organism in Eukaryota, Metazoa, Chordata, Actinopteri, Centropomidae. The record is from RefSeq and is a predicted model, not a curated record. Gene Ontology annotation, cellular component: guanylate cyclase complex, soluble. The coding region runs from base 319 to 2766 and encodes 815 amino acids. Gene Ontology annotation, molecular function: guanylate cyclase activity; oxygen sensor activity; heme binding. The transcript has 18 exons.